AAUCUUCCAGAAAUUUCUUCAGGGAUUUCCACGAGGUAUUUUGAAGGGGAUUGCUUCAGAGAUUUUUAAUGGAAUUCCUUCAAGAAUUCCUAGUGGCAUUCCUUCAGGGAUUCCUAAUGAAAUUUCCCCAGGAGUUCCCAAAGGAACUUCGCCAGAGAUUUCCAAAGGAAUUUCACCAGAGAUUCCCAAAGGAAUUUCUCCAGAGAUACGAUAAGGAUUUUUAUCAGGGAUUCCCAAAAAAAAUUUCUUCAUGGCUUGUCAAAGGAAUUCCGUCAAUGUUUUCCAAUGGAAUUUCACUAGGGAUCGCAGUGGAAUUCUUCUAGAAUUCUUUCAGAAUUUCCUCAGAGAAUUCUCAAAAGAAUUCUUCCAGCAUUUCCCUAAGAAAGAAAAAACUUUAAAUUGCAAGACUUGAGUAGAAUUUUAUUAUCUCCGACAAAAAUUAAGUAGUUAUGGCUAAUUAUCAGUCCAAUUUUGUGUAAUUUAACCUGAAAUUGCUGUAAAAGAAUUCAAAUGGAAACGAAGUCCCGAAAUAUAUGUUUUUAGUAUGAACAGGUCUGUCAGACGCACGAUCAUUCGAUUCGGCAACGGCAAGCUAAAAUUGCAAUCAAGCAGGACUCUGGAAUGUGGGCUUUGCUUCCAUUGCUCAAUGUGAGUGACUGUUGCCAACCAGUUUUAUGUCCGAGACUGGCCUCAGAAUGGAAUUCUUAGCAAUUUUUCUUUUUUUUUUCGUUUACUUGCUUUUGUUCGUUGGGUGUAAGCUUCGUGCAAGUCCAUCGACUUUGUAGGUAGGUACCUACCUACGCUGAAUGACGACGUUGUUGAAGAUAAAUAUUAAAAUAUUCCUCUUCUCUUGCUGCUAUCUGGUGGAGAAGCAGCUUCGUCAGUGCGAACAAGUGGAAGAGGGCGAGGUCGCUCACACGUUUUGUUUGCGACCUGUCAUCAAGAAGCUUCUUGAGACUUAAGCGAGAAGCCUAUGGUGGAGGUGUUGGUCAGGACCAUCGCUGUUGUACCGUGUGUCGUAAUUCACUUGUUGAUGACAUACUUUCCCGCCGUAAGAUUUACCAUGAAUUUAAAGUUCUCCGGCGGACAUUGUGCGAUUUUGCGGUUGAGCACACUCUUGAGCAUCCAGAAAAGGAUGUACGUACCUAAGCAUACCGGGAUGGGUCGAAUGAUGCUUCCAAGUGAUUGAACUUGCACACGCAUGGGUGGAUGGACACCAAACCUGUUUCCCCAUGGGAUCCACCAGCUUUGAAGUUACAAAUCGGACCACCAAUAACCAAUAUGUGGCCGUUUCGUUUGGCAAGAGGAAAUCGUUGAGGCAUGAAUCAACCGAGCCCAAGGCAGUUGAAUGCACAACUGGACGGACAAGUGCUGCGUUGAUCCAUCGAAGCCCAGCGCAUAAAACAUGAUGAUUGUAUGAAUCACUUCGGCGGCGGUGAAUCGGAACACGUGCAAAUCUGUGAUAAUGUGCGUCUUUUUGUGGUUAUUGGCCUACACAUUGAGGUUAAAGUGCUAAUCAUCAGGCUGGCUGCAGAACGAUGCAAAUUAAAAUUACUUGCGGAUUUGGUUUGCGGGAGGCACCCAGCUGUGAAAAUACGUCGAAUUGUGCGAAACAUUACAGUACGUGACCGCAAUCAGUGUCACUUAGCAAGUGGCUGAUUGACGAGGGUUUGUGCAAGCAUUAAUUCGACCAUUUCAGAAUUUAUCCUUUUUUUCAGGAUCCUUUUGUUCUUUUUGGUGUUAACAUCCUCUUUCAGACAGACCAUGUUUAUCACGAGCACUUUUUCUCCUGGAUUAUUGAUUUGUCAACCACCUUUGCCAUUUCAGCAUUAACCCUCGAGCAGUCGCGUCUUUGACUACCUGCAGCGGCGCCGCGCUCACGCUGUGAACCACAUGCGCGCAUUUUUUAUGGUGCGAGUACUCAGUACACGACGCAACCGCUCCCGGGUUAAUAUUUCGUGUGUUAGAAAAAAUGAUCGCAAUGUGUGCUAAUUAAGCGCUAUUGCAGUGCUAUCAGGAUUUUUGAAAAUCAGAAAUUUGCUGUGGUAGAAGCUGUUUAAAUAUCACCAUGUCAAAUCAAACUAUAUCAACCAUUUUUUCAGGGAUUUUUUGGUAAUACCAUUAAAAAUUUCUCAAUCAGUAUUGUUUUGAGAAAUUUUCUGGGAAUUCCUUUGAAAAGUUCUUAGUUCGGCAAUGCUUUUAUAAAUUACCUCUGUAAUUCCUAUGAGAAUUCUUAAGACAAUUUUUUCAAUAAUGUUCAGCUUUUUUAGGAGUUUCUUCGGUAAUUUCUAUUUAACUAUCUUUGCAAAUUACUCGUCAGCAUCUCACAAAUUCUUAAAAAAAAAAUCUUUGAAUUCCUUCGAAAUUUUUUAGGCGAUUCUUUUGGAAAUUUCUUCGGCCACUACUCUGAGAACUUCGGUUAUGCCUUGGGAAAUUCCUUAAGAAAUUGAUCUGGCAAUGCCCUCCAAAAUUCAAUUUGAAUUUCUUCACAAAUUCCCCUGGAAAAGCUCAGAAAUUUCUUUGGUAAAAUCCUUCGGUAAUUGAUUUGCUUGCUCGGCAACUGCUAAAAAUAACUCUUUCGGCAAUUUUGUCGGAAAUUUCUCAAAAAAAUAUAUAUGUUUUGGAAUUUCUUGCUCAGAAAGAAUAGUAUAAUUGCUGAGAAAAUGCCCGCGGAAAUUUCUUUAGCAACUCGUUUGGGAUCUUUUUCGGCAAUUCCCUUAAGAGUUGAUUCGGUAACUCUUUCUGUAAUUUUGUUUCUCGAGAUUUCUUCGGUAAUUCCCUCAGAUUUUUUUUUCAAAAACUUUUUUGGAAACUUCUUUUUCUCUUUUUUUUUUAAAUUGAGUUGACACUUGAAUUUUCUUUUGAUUUUUUUUUUGCAAUUUAUUUGAAAGCUUCUUCGGAAAUUCGUUUGUAAAUUCAUUUAAGAAUUAUUACGGCCACUCCUUUUAUUAAUUUUUUAUUUUGAUUAUUUCUUUUGAUAUUCCUUCGGCAUUAUUUUUGAAAUCGAUCAUUCGUUCUGUAAUUCAAAUGCAAAUUCCGAUUGGAAAUUCAUUAAUUUACAAGCAAAUUGAGAACGAAAUCCAUAAGGAAUCGCCUGAGAGAUUUUCAAAUGAAUGGACUAGUUUGAGCAGACUGGCCAAAAAUGCUUCAUUUGAAAUUUUUGAAUUAAAUUUGAAAACAUUUUCCCAAAAAGAUAAUUAGAGAAUUUUCAAAUAAAUUGCCGAGGAAGUCUUCAUAAGAACUGCAAAACCAGUCUCAAAGGAAUGUUCGAUUAGAAUACAGAGACAUUACAGACGCAGCUUUAAUAAAAUUGCCGAGGAAAUUACCAAAUGCAUUACAAAAGGAAUUAGUUGUAACAGAAGUAUACAAUGAAAUUACCAAAAAAUUGCCAUAGGUAUCAGAAGGCCGGCUACAAAGUGUACAUAAAAAGGAAGCAAUCAUCAAAUUUUAAUUUUGUACUUGAAUAAAUAAACACUUGUUUAACUUUGUAUGUUUUGUGCUGUUAUUUUUCAUUUUGGGUGUCACAACGAAACUGAAGAUCAGAUUGUAGAGAAAUUGUAAAAGAAUUUCAAAAAAUAGGCUUGUGAAAUGAAUUCGGUAAGAUAUUGUCGAAGUAAUUCUCAAUAGAAAUUUAAAAACAUUGCUGAAGAAAUUUUGAAAUGCAUUAUCGAAAAAAAUCCCAAAAUUGGCGAAAAAAAUUAAGAAAAUGACAGAGGAUUUUACAAUGAUCAAAUAAAUUGCCCAACCUAUUUCCAAGCAUAUUGUUGAAGAAAUUCUUUAAGGAAGUACCAAACGAUUGUUCGACGAAAUUGCCAAAGGAAUUUCUAGGAAAAUCCCGGGAGAUUUCCCAGAUAAAUUGCCGUUUCCAAAACAAACAAAAAAACUGAAUGAUUUCUCAAAAAAAUUGUUGAAAAAAUUCCUAAAAACAGGUGAAAACUUUCUUGGAAUUACAUUUUAGGAUUGAUCACCGUAUGACUUUUCCAUAAUAAACUUUUAUUGGCUUUCUUCGGUCGAACUAUAAGCAAGAAAUGGGAAAAGAAAGUGCAACCAAAAAAACAGUUGACAAUAUCGCAAGUAAACGACGAGAGAAAUUGAAUAGAAAUUGAAAUUGAUAGAGGUCCAUUACUGAACAACACAAUCACAUCGACAAGCUUCUGCACAAAUACCUUGAUUUAGAGCACCUAAGGCUAUCCCCACCAGUGCGUAGUAUAUCGGUGAGUAGCAGAGGUGUGCCACCCGUUUUUAAUUUUGUUACCCACCCGUUUGCGCACCGUGCGUUCACAUCAUCGUUGGUAAAUUACCACCUUUUCACCCCACCGCUGGUUGUCAGUAGUAGUAGUAUAUCGUAUACAAAAUAAAGAGAAGCAAAUAAAUGACAACAUCAUUUUUGUUUCUCAUAUUAUCGUAUUCGAUUGUAGGAAAGUUCUAGUAUGUUGAUAAUGAAUUCCUCCAGUUUUUCGUUUGAAUUUUUGAAUCCCAGGAGAAAUUCUUAGGGUAAUCCCUGAAGAAAUCCCUUGAGAAAUUUUUGAUGAAAUUCCUGAACGGACCCUUGCAGGAAUCCCUGUAGAAACGCAAGGAGGAAUCCAUGAUAAAAACCCUUGAAGGAAUUAAUUCCUAGAGAAAUGCCUGAGGGAAAUCCAGGAUGAAUGUCUAAGGGAGGAAUCUUUAAGGGAAUUCCUGUAGGAAUCCUUGAAAGAAUUCCUGGAGGAAUCACUGAAGUAAUUGCUGGAGGAAUCUAUGAGGGAAUUCUUGGUGGAUUAUAUUUAUAUUUAGUUUCAUUCCAAAGCGCUAACAUUUUUGAAAAUUUGCCUGGCAGUAUGUUAUUACUAUUAUUGGUCAUAUCAACGUUGUUUUUUUGUUAUGAGUUUACUGCGAAUAUAUUGUUGGCUUAAAAAAUAAAGGCUCUUCACCAAUUUAGCAAUAAAAUUUGCAUACCGCCAAACAAGUAGGUAUCCGUAACUGUUUUGAGAAGUUUAACAUUGCCAUAAAAACUUCGCACAUUUAUGGCGAUAUGGAAGUCCGCAUUAAUCUAUCCCGUUUGCAGAUGUCGCAUUGCAGAAUUUGGCGUUCCGAAGGUUACUUUUCCUAAUGAUUUGUCCGUCAAAUAAGUUUAUAACGGUGGUGCCUUGUGGGUGGAGUCUCCGUCAUUUAUGAUCUCUUAUCCUAUCGCACAUCCAACAUCCCGCGCUGUUUACUUUCGCACCGAAUUUUUCUGUGAACAUUACCUAUCUGAACCGAAUCAAGCUCCAGAGCAUUUUUGUCAGGUAACCGGCUGCCCGAGUCUGCUGUGAAGAGCGUUGAUCUGGUAUUCGCUUCAAGUACAACAACGGCUCGUUUUGAUAAUUUAGUAUCAAAACAAACUUGGUUAUCUCUAAUGGUCUGUGUACCUUUCGGGGAGGAACUUAAUCUCGGCAUGGGCAUUGGGUACCCACCGACUUUUAUUGUUCUCGUCCAAAAGUGCGGAUGAUUUUUAUUCCAGCUGGCAUCUCUUACCCGGUUCGAGAUAAGCGCGAGCUGAGAUGUAUCUUUCCAUCAUAGGUAGUGGCAACGAUGAUGGAGAUGAUGAUGGGCGUUGAGGCGUGCUUCAGCCAUUAAAAGUGUCGUGGCUCGUUUCGGUGGGUUGGAAGGCUAUUUAUCGCAACGCCGUGCCGGUGUGUCCUAUGAUAUGGAACUAACAAGGUAACAAAACGAGUUAAUCUCUGGGGCAGUAGAUGAAAGUACGAGGGGGUGGAAUGGAAAGAGAUAACUUCGGAGGUGAACCACUGCACUGUUUCGGUCAUGUACACGAUUCCACGUGAUCAGGUGUGCUACGAAAUUGAAGGAAAGGGCACAUUACAAGCGUUUAUCAUACCAUGCAAGAUGCGGAUAACGUGAUGCAUUGGUUGGCAAAAUAUGGAAAGCUACUUGUGCCAGCUUAGUAAUGAAUUCUAAUCCGAUUUGCUCAGAUUUCUUAACAUAAUAGUAAAGGUAGGAUUCCGGGAGAUUUUUUCCAGGAUUUUGCAUAACCAUCCUUCGUAACUGCUAAUGGAUUUCCAUCUCCUUUCAAAUGAAAUCGAUGAUACAGGGAAUGGCACCCAUUUCAAGCAACGUGCUCCUAUUUUCAUCCAAUCGAAAACAAAGUUAAUAAACGCUAUUUGUUUUGUUUUUUGUUUGUAUUUUUUGUUAGCAAUGGUCAUGCAUGAUAACCCUACGUUCAGGAAAUGCAAAAAUGGAAAUUGAAGCUCAAUUUUCCCAUAUAAUAGCUAUUGAAAAGGCGAUGGUUUGGCCAAAGAGUCUCAGAUUUCCAAGAUUUUUUUCCCACUCAAGAAUCAUACAUGUAACAUGACAUGAACACUUACACAAAUCGAAGAUAGAGUUGCUAAGAUAUUAGUAUAACCAUUACCGUUGCAGAUUUCGCUACUCUCUACAAUAACAUAGAUCUACUCAUCCCCAUACACCUGGCCAAGGAAUUGAAAUAAACAUUCGACAAGGAAUGUUCUGCUACUAGCUAUGCACAUGCUAGCUACGCAAUAAACAGAUUUUGAGCAAUAUUAUGCUGGAGUCCCUAUCAGCACAAACUACUGGAUGUUUCAGAAAAUUAUGCUGAAAUUCUGCAAUUUGUAUUGCUGAAUGCAUUCUGCAUGAUAAAAACCAGUAAAAUAUAGUGGUUAUCUUCCAAAAUUGUUUAGGGUGUAGCCACGUAUAUGUUCACUGUUUACUUUUUUCGCCGAACAACAAACUCCCGACAAGGAACCCGAGCAGAAGAAAAUAACAAGUGAAUAACAUAUCAAGGUAUUUAUCUUAAAUACUACCAUACCUUGAUAUGCCCUUCGUUAGGUGGACAUAAGAGGCAAAAUAACUAAAAUGAAUACCAAAAUUUUGUAUAAAUAACACCUAGAAAAUAACAAGUCUUGUUAUUUCAAUAAUGGAUGCAUACCUAAAAUUUCAAGUACUGUAUUUGUUAUUCCAAAGUUAUUGAAUAACAAACUAAUAACAUUUCUUAUUAUCAAAUGUUUAAUUUGUUCGAUGACUUCAUGAUGAAAUAGCAAAUCUUGUUCUUCGGUUAUUUUCACUGUUGAACCAACAAAUACUACAUCAAUACCAAAUUCUGCUCAAAUACCUCCAACUGUUAUUGUGGUAUUCUCAUAACAUUUCAUAGAAUCACGCAUCAAUAACAAUUUUUGGUAUUAGAGCACAUGUUGCUCUUCGCUUGGUAUUUGUAAGGUAUGCCCUUCUGCUCGGGAAUCUACCCAAUCUAGCCAUGCAAAUAGUCACUUUUUACUUUGUGUGCGCCGAACAACUCGAGUAGUGUGCGGUAGUUCGGCAGCAGCAAAGUUUCGCGCGCUGGCUUUGCUAGAUUUUUGCGAUUUUUUUUUCUUCUCUGCGGGGCUCCGACGACGGGACGGAGUGUGCGGUGGACGCGUCGUGGGUCGAGUCAGUUCCGAAUUUUUCGCUUCCCAUCGCGCUGCAGUGUGAACAAGAAAGAAUAAAAUCGACGCGGUUGAAUUUAGUGUGCGGUGGACGCGUCGUGGGUCGAGUCGGUUCCGGAUUUUCACUUCUCAUCGCGCUGCAGUGUGAACGAGAAAUAAUAAAAUCGACGCGGUUGACGCGUCGUGGAUCGAGUCGGUUCCGAAUUUUUCGCUUCCCGUCGGCGCUAGUUCUCAAUACACUUUUAGUUGAUAAUAAAUAUUUUCUUUCAUUUUUUUGCAUUUACACAAAAGAUUAGUUCGGGCUCGCCGGUCGAGGAAAAAAUCCGGGCGCCGACAAGUGAGUCGCGUUCAGUGUAUUUCUGUGUGGAAUAGACUAAAGGUUUCUGCUCCCUAGUGGAGUGGAGACGCGCGAUAGAAUUUUAUUUUUGGCUAGUUUUUGCGUCGAAAAGUGGUCGGUUGUUAACGGCGGUUUGUGUAUACUGAUCCAUUGUCAAAUCAUAUCACCAACCAUAGGUGACUCCCGGACUGACAAUGUACCUUACCCUACUAACAAAAAUUCCUUCCUGAGACAAACGUGGAGAUGCAGCGAUUCGCGGUCUUUUUAACAACGUUUGUCUUACUAACAUCCCCUCCUUUCCUCGAUGACCGUAAGGACGUGGCCGGCGCCGUUAUUGACCUUAUUAAAGCUGAGAGCUCUCGAACUGUGUACAUUGAGAAUAGUAAGCUAGUCACAAGCCCUAUUCAUUGGUUCCCUGUGCAAUUUCGAUUGCUCUGGUCAAUCACGGAGUAGCAACUACGAAUUGUGCUGUCAUCUAUGCUCAUGCUCAUGCUCAUGUGUGCGCCGAACAACUCCAGGUAAAAAAAUCUUCUGUAUCAAUCCACGGGCUCUACCCCAUUUGGCAUAACGCCGUUUGGCAUAACGCCAUCUGGCGUUCUAUCUUUUGGCUUAGUACGACAAAAAUAAUAAUAUUUGGUCACAGGGUACUUUGACAAACAUCUUUGACAAAAAUAUUUGGCCAAAUUUAACGAAGAAAAUAGUUUGCAUCAUAGCAAACAGUCUUAUCCAUCACAAUAGAUUAGAGAAAUGGUCGCAGUGAUAAGUUACCCUAUAAAAAUAGACAGUCUAAUGGCACCUUAAGAAUAACUGCUAACUUUUUGCAACAACAACAACAAAUGACGGGUUUUCUAGUUUUUUAAUUUCUCAAGUUUCGUACCACCCACCCAAUAUAUUACGAACGAAAAGAGUGCAGUGUUUUAUGGAACAAUAAACAGACAAACUGCCGUGUGCAAAGUGGAACCUAUAAUGCAUUGAUGAUUUUAUUAACAAAAUACGCCCAAUAAAAAUAUUCCAAGUAUUUACCAAUAAGCUUGGUCAUCCUACCAAUACAGGUUUGAUUUUAACCUUAACUCUCUUUAAAAUGAACAUAUACAGGGGAUAGUCAAAAUAAGUGGGACAGGUAAAAUUUUCACUUUCCAAAAAAUGUUCAACUAGCUGUAACUUUUCGAAAAUGGCAUCAAAUAUUCUCAAAUUUUUACUGUAAGCUCAUCAGUGGUCUAAAUUUGGAAAAUAUUGGGCUAUUCUACACGAAGUUAGAAAGAUUCUAGAAAAAAGGUAUAAUUAUCCGAUAGGCAGCUUUGAGCUGUUAUAUCUCCGGAUUUCAUUGCACUCGGUUUGUUGAAUCCGGAGAGGUCAAAGUUGGCUAUCGAAUAACUAUACCUUUUUCUAGAAUCUUUAUAACUUUGUGUAGAAUAGCCCGAUCUUUUCCAAAUUUGCACUUCUGAUACACAACUAGUUGAACAUUUUUUAAAAGUGAAAAUUUUACCUGUCCCACUUAGUUUGACUAUCUCCUGUAUACUGUAUACUUAUGAGAGUAAUAAAGGCCAGCUUAUGAAGUCUUUCAAACAUCUGAAAUAUAGUCCAUUCACAAAAGGAAUAUCUUACUUCCUCGAUUAGCGAUUUAGAAUAUUGUUCCCAAAUAAUAAUUUUUGCUUACGAAUAGAUAGUGCUUUCACAAAUCUAUGAAAGAAAUGAAAAAUAUUACAUGAUUUUUUGUAAAAAAAAUAUAUAAAAAAUGUGUGACGAAGUAGCCUGAAAUUUCAAAAUUAAUUUAUCUUAUUGAAUAAGAUGCCUGUACCAGUUAUCGCACUACCUAAGGAAAACUAGUCCUACAAAAAUAAGAAGAAGACCAACGAUAUGUCGUCGAUAUGUCAAAGGAUUGAUUUAUGUUCAUACUUUACUGGAAAAAUAUAGAAACGGAGUCAAAACUACUUUUACUAUUUAUUACGGCGUGUGCUAAUGAUAGGAACCAUGUACCAGUUAUGGACGCAAUUUCUAAUUUCGGUUCCACUUCGCACUAUUUACAUGCAUCUUUCAUAGGAUUAGCCAUAACUGGUACACUAUUGCGAAAUAGGGUACAAUGAAACCGAAAUUUUAAGGGAUUUGAUUUAUUUCUAUCAUAAUUUGAGCAAAUUGUGAAGUUUGAAUGAGAGCAAUCAUCUUUUGUGAAUGUGAUCUCUUGUUCACAAUAUUUUUUUUGUUGAUUUGCAUCGUUGAAGGGAGAAAAUCAACUAUUAUAAAUUUGAGGUACUAUAUCCAUAACUGGUACACUGUGCCUACAAAAAUAUUGGAAAAAAUAAUAAAUUGAAAAAAAAUGUACAAAAAAUUGAUUUAUUUUUAAAUUUAUGACUAAUUUUCAUUUUAUAAAGAUUGAUCUGGUGGAACCCAGGAAUAACUUUCUGAAAAAAAAGAAAUGUUGUACAGAUAUCCUUCAUGUGUAUUCAUUUGGAUUUAGCACUUUGACUUUUCAAACACUGGAAAUUAAAAAAAAUCUAAAAAACUUGAGGGAUUCACACUUAUUGAACACUUUUUUGAUAUUAUUUUGUUCAAAAUUUUACUUGAUGAUUUUCAGACUUAACAUAAAAGUAAGAAAAGUGUUGUAAUCAGUGAUGUCAGUUUUUUUUCGUAUGUGGUUCCGUAGUUGGGGAAAUGAGAUGUGAUGAAUGUUUGUUUGAAAAGAGGUUUGGUAAUUUAAAAUAUUUGUAUUCGAUUCAGGUGAAAAUCUUUAGAUUUUCCGUAGUUUUUUUAUAUACUACGGAUUUUUCCUUGAUUCUAUAUUCGGUUCAGUAGAUCUGUAGAAAAAGUGCAAUUCCGUAGAUCUGCGGACAUUUUCGUUGAUCUGGCAACGCUGGUUCCGUUUCAUAUUUUUUGAACAUUUGACUGAUUUUGACAUGCUUUGACAAUAAAACGUUGUUUCUAUGAUGCUUUGUUAUUAGGAUAUGAUUUUUCAAAGAAAUUGUAUGGCGAUCGUGACAUUUAGAAAAAAAAAUGUUCCCUACUAACACAUAUAAAACAUUCCAGGGAUUAAUGCUUUUUAAUUUUUUAUCUCAAGAACACCUUGAGAUAUGACAUAGUUUAUCUGAUCAAUUCUUCACAAAAAGGUUUAUGAGUUAUAAUAACAAUGUAACAUUUCUUGGAACACUUUCUCCAACCUACACUCCCGAUCGAAAGUUUGAGGUCAUCCCCUCAAAAACAUGUCAUUUUUAUAGGCUCAUAUCUCCACCAAUUUGCGUCCGUCUUCAAAACCCUAGGUCUUAUUCAAAAGAUAAUAAGUCAAAGAAACCAUGGUUGAGAUGUAACUACUUCAAAAAUGUUUGCAUGUUAAUUUAAGCUAAAGCUGCUAAAUUUUCUAAAAAUGGUAAGGUACCCCGGGGCAAGUGAGAAUCGGGGGCAAGUGAGACCUAUAGCUAGUAUUUUUUUAUUAUUUAUUUUUAAGACUAACAUUCUUCAUGGAAAACAUAGGUAUCACACCUACGGAUACUUUGAAUAUAAAAAAUGUUAUUGUUUCAACCAUAUAGAGACCAUAUACGUUAUUGUUGUUCAUAUGUAAUUUUCAAUUCACUAGGUGAGAUUGACGUGCUCUACUACAUUCGUCGUUAAAAAAUAGAUAUGUCAUUCUACAAAUACUUUUUCGGUUUCAGGAUAGUAUUUAGAGUUCUUGCAAAUUAUUUCAAGCGAAAAAGCUGUAUUUUAUUUUUAUUUAUUACCUUUAGUUUACUGCUCUCACUUGCCCCUGUGCAUUUCGCUAUCUGGGGUAAGUGGGACCUAUGAGAAUAAACAAACACAAUUUAAUGGGUUCAUCUCGCCUUGUCCAGCCUAAGAUGAAAUUAGCACGAAAGUCAAUAAAAAUUGACGCGUUAAGUAAUCUACUGUUGAAUUAUACUUAAUUUCCUCUAUUUAGGUGACAAAAUUCUUGUUUAAAAUGGUAAAACCUUGGGUAAAACAAAAAAAAAAAACAAAAUCAUGUAUUUUUUAUGGUUUUCUCUAAAUAUCUUCCAUUAUUUUUUCACUUAACGCAGCAUAAUUAAUUCUUUUGAGCAUUCAAGAACCGUCCAUAAAAAAUAAAAUAGGGAAAUGACCUUUUCAAAUUCAUGAUUUAAAAAACAUUAUUUAAUGAUCGUAAGAUUAUGCAAGGGAGAAGAUAUUAUUGAAUAUCUCAAAACCCCAGAUUUACUUUUGGCGAGAUUCAUCAAUUAUAUAAUAUAGAACCAAGUUUCGAAAUCUUUUGUCUUUGUAUAAAAAAAUCAAUUUAUUUUGCAUGAGCUGCUAGAGUUGAUUCAAGUGUUUUCCCCAGCGAUUUUUUAUGUGUUACGUAAUUUAUGCACGAUACCAUAAACCUCUUCUUAUUUUAAUCUCUAAACAUAGUCAUUCAUAUAAGAGAUUUAUGAUUUAUGUUACCUUAUUUGUUGCAACUUAUAUUAAGCCCUUAGAACAAAAACUCUGAGUAGGUCCCACUUGCCCCGUGAAACGCAGUAAAUGAAGAUCUGCUAUACUUUUCAUAAUAUGCAUAAUAUAUGGAAUGUAAAAUUUUUGAAACAGUUUUAAUGCACGUUAAUAAGUACAAAUAUACCAACAACGUCUUUUGGGUUCAUUGGAAUUAUUAAAAAAAAUGUGUUCUGAAAUUUUUGACAUGACAAAACCAAAUUAGCAAUUUUUUAGGUCCCACUUGCCCCGGGGUACCUUAUAUAAACUUACGGCGGUGUCGCUGGAAAUUGGGUCGAGCGAAACUCAAGAUGAGAGCGGUAAAAUAACCUAUUUUCUAUUAGCUACCAACUGCAAAUUAUUUUUAGAAAUUUGGCAACUUUUGCUGAAAUUCACCUACAAACAUUUGUGAAAAUGUUUCGUUUAAAUCAUGUUUGAAGUUUUUUUUUUGACUUAUUAUCUUUUUAAUGAGAUCUAGGGUUUUGAAAUCGGACGCAAAUUGGCGGAGAUUUUGGGCCUAAGAAAUGACAUGUUUUUGAGAAUAUGAUCCCAAAUAUUUGAUCGGGAGUGUAUAUUUUAUCGUUUUUCUGAGAGAAUUGGCUUACGUGUCCACCAAAAACCAUUGAAAAUGUAUCUCUUUGAGUGACCUCGGUUUGUAAAGUGAUGUUUAUAUCUGAACUUAUUCUGUUUGGCUUUAAGGUGGCCUGCAAGGUAUGUAAGAUUGAUUUGCAAUGCUUCAAUUAUAUCAUUGGGUUGAAGUUAAGGUCUUCAGAACGAUACUUUGUGGUUGCUUGUGGUGACGUCCUAGAUCAUCCAAAACAUACUCGUAUUAAGGACUAUUGAUCUUUUUCUUCUUCAGUCACUAAACCCAAUUUACAGCUCUAUUGUCCACUAGGGCACUGUGUGAGCGAUUCCAAUUGGAAGCUGUACUUACACUUUGUACAGCGCCUAAAUGUAUUCUAUUCUAACUGUACCAUAUCUAACUGGUUGCCGUAGCGCUGCUUUCACUUUCUACCCUAUCAUGGUUGAAUGAUGAGCACGAGGAUGUUGAUGUGUGGCUGUUGAAUGUUCCUGUUUCCAGUCCGUUUGGGGGUCCAUUAUGGUUUGCCGUUCGCCGAUGUCCAAGUAUCCGGGUCCAUUUGAGCCAUGGGCUCAGAAGAGGGUCAGUAUCAGCUGCUCUUAGGGGGGAAGAGCAACUGACGAAAGUGCCGGGGCUGGGAUCGUACCCAUAACCAUCUGCUUUCGAUCGUCUCAAUCACAGAAAUAUGUGAGGAGCGCACAAGCGCAAAGGUGUCCCAGACAAAACCAUCGGCUUCAUUGAAGCACAGUACAUACAGGGCAUUUUCGUGCAGAGACUCUGCACACGGGUGUCUUGUCCGAUUCCACCCGGGUCGUUACUGGAGUGAGACAAGGAUGUAUCCUAUCACCGCUACUGUUCCUCAUCGUAUCGAUGAGAUCCUGGUCGAUUGAUCGUGAACCACAUCGUUGGUUGCUGUGGCAGCCCCUUAGGGGAACUGCGGCCAUAACGCCCAUAGGGGGCAAGUUGCGCCACCCUUGUUUUAGGCAAACCACGUUAUUUUCAGCACUUUUUUCAACUGCAAUCGUUAAUAUAAGAAUAAAAAUGCUUCUUUACAUUUGAGUUUACAUAUUUUUACUAAAAAAGUUGUACAAAAACUUCAAAAAAAGAUUUUGGUUACUUUUGAUGUAAUUUUAGCCUGUCAAAUUGUUGCACUUUUUUACAUCAUUUCUAAGAAUUUUUUUCUCGCUAUCCCCAUAAACUGUUUUGCACACUCCCAUUGUUUGUGUACCAAGCGGAAAAAGUAUCGAAUUUGGCCCUUAUAGCUUUUUACAAGGGUCCAAACUUCUGAGGCAUGUGUGGGGUAAAAUGCCCACCCCUAGUUAUUUACAUUAAAAUAGCCAUUUAGAUCUAAAUUCUGGCAUAAAUCAUGUAGAACACAAGUUGGAACCAAGCAACAACACAUUUUUACUAUGAAUCAGUUCACUAAUCACACAUCCAGAUGUCAUUUUGUAAUAAUUAUUGAUAAAACAGCUCACUAUGACGUUUUAAUGGAAUUGAUCCAUAAUUAUAGGUGAUCCAUAAUUAUGCAAUGACUGUAUACCAUUCACGAACAAUAACAGUUGACAAUUAACCAUGCGCGCAAGUAUAUGUACACAAUUUGGCAUCCUAGCGUUAGCUGUGGCUAGUGGCGCGUUUUACCCCGCAUUGAAACUAAAAAUCUGAAGUUCAAACUUUUUUUCAAAUUUGAAUUUUUCAGUAGUAAAACAUAAAACUGGUUUAUGGUUUCUUUUAUUUGAAAGAAAACAUGUUGGUGCUUCAUGUUAGUGCCAAAAAAGUAUGUAUUAUGAAGUGUUUCGUGGUUAAAAUUGGACUCUUCCUUAACGUGGGCGUCUUACCCCCAGUUCCCCUACCAUGGAGCACCUAAAUGACUUCGAAUCGGCUGAUGACGUUGCUCUCCUAGCUUAACGGAGCUCUGAUAUGCUCCUUGGCGGCAGGUCUUACCAUCAACAUCAGCAAAACCAAAUCGUUACAUAUAAACAUGCACAGAAAGAAAUCAUGAAAAUUAAACAGCACGUAAGUUAAGCAUCGACUGAAAAUUAUAGCAGAAGCUACAAAAUUACAGCCAUUUGCCGAGAGAUGAUACUGUCCGCUCAGUAUUCCGCCAAUCAUGCGUACUGUUUACAUUUUUGAGACAUAUUCGCUUGAAAUUUACAUGCAGUAACGUAAACGAGGACCAGCUACGCUCAGUCGUCUGCCUCGCUGCGGAGACUGCUCUCUCGCUCUCUGUGGCCGAAGCGGUACAACAGUUUGUUACUUUAUGGUGGAACAUGUUUAUCUUUGAUUGCCUUCUCUUCAGCUUGGUGACACAGCCUAGAGGGGUUAGGCGAGAACUCUUACUCGGAAGAUCUGAGUUCGAUUCUCGUAUGAAGAUUUUUUUAAGUUUCUCUGAAAAGUCGGGGCUUAAUUAACACUUUUCUCUCAGCAAUCAGCAGUGUAAUUUUCAGAUCACACAUAAAUUUCUAUCGAACACGAUGGAGGUCAAUUUGUUACAUUCAGUUCGUCAUAAAUUUACAGAUUUUGUUCAUACUGUGUGGAUUAUGAGGGCAUUACCAACAAUUCAUUAGACAUUGAUUUGGAUUAAGUGAGAUCAAUUAUUACGAAUGAUACAGCAGUUCAAAAGUCGCUGUCACGCACUCUAAGGGGGUUUUACAAUCUGCCUAUAUUCGAUGAAUCAGCAUAUGAGAUUCAAAUAGAAAAGCGAAUUGCUGGGACACCUUUUUCCGCGCGUUUGACCACCCAUUGAUCGAUGAUUGCUAUUUAACGAGCUCCCGCGUAUAAUGAAAACAUCUGGCUACUCUAUAAAAUUCCCCCAUGCUGUCAUGCUGUGAUUACAACACUCAACCGGGCAGCAUUGUGUGCAUAAUAUACAAACAGCCAGUCAGUGUGGUUGUUACGCUUUCUUAUCAAGCUCGCCAAAUUGGAAAAUUGAUCCACUUUGGUCGCGCGCGAUCCACAUCCAGCAGUUGAACGGGGGGUGGUUUCGCACAGAAAAUAUUUGUGCCAAAUCUGCGUGUGCCAUCAACAGGCGGUGUGGUCGCGCGGUCCGUCCGCGAUUCAAUUCUGUUUCAAAAGAAAAACAAAAAUUGUUCGCUCGCUUACGAUCGCCAUCAUCCAUCAGGUUCACACACGAUUUAAUGAUGGGAAAUUUACGACUUUGGCUUAGGUAGGCCAUAGUUGGAUAACACACAGUAUUGAUCCAAUUUGAGCGGGAGCCGAGCUGCGUGCAAGAUUUGGAGGAGAAUUGGAGCAGGGAAUUGGGGUCUUGAGGAGGAGGGUGAUGAUGAAAAUGCUUGUUGUUAUAGCCACCACUUAGCUCCAGGGAAAGGUUGUUUUUAUUUUCAAUCGGUUGAGAUAUCAAGAUCAAACGCAAUUUAACAGUAGGACAUGGUUUGAACAGUUGUGAAAGAGAAUCUCGAAAUGAGCAGACAUUAUCAGGAAUCGUUAUUUGUUUCCCCAUGAUCUGUUAGUCGUUUCAUGUUUACAGUGACAUGGAGACAUCUUUGCACAUGCACGAGCAUAUAAAUCUAACACUCAAACGCUUUUUUUUGGGACACGUCUAAUUGAUGUUUUCUUUAAGUAUUCUGCUGUAUUACACAUUCUGACGCUUCUCAUGCUGCAGCAUUGAGUUGUUUGUAGCCAAAAUGUUAUUUACCGCUGAUUUUAAGUGCCACGUAGGUGAACCCAUUGACAUCAUUUUGUUUUCCAAAUAAAAACUGAGGAUUUCCCCUUUUUUAUUGCUUGCAAAGUAUUCUAGCAGUUUUGCCAUCAACUAUUUAUUUCUAAGAGGCUUGAGCAACUGGUGGAGACGCUUGGUAGCUUAUUUCUGUGCUAUCUUUGUUGAAUGGCAUUGUAAACACAUCGAUCUUUUGAGUUAAUUCAAAAUAGUUCAAGCGCUAUGACGAUCUUUGUCUGCUGUACUAUCUGGUAACCAUUGUUUACCUACUGUUAGCACUUUGAAAAUCCCAGUGAAAAUGAAGAAAGUUUUGAAAAGAGCAUUUAUAAAUCACAAUACACUCUUGUCUGGUAGAGCUGUCCCAACAUUCCGCGCGUUUUGGGUUGGUUUUAACAUAAUCGUAUAGAGCCGAGCGUCGGUACCGUGCAUUGUUGAAAACGGAUUGUUUCACGCACAGUUCUAUUCUUGGUGUCGAACUUGUUGAAGCUCUCAUUAUCAUCAGUGCUGCUGAACUACGGUCUGUUUUCUUCAACUUACAUAUUAUUCAGUAGAUCAGUGAAUCAACAUUGCAAUCAUCAUUAAAACUACUUUCAGUUCAUGUGAACAAUAUUCCAAUCUGUUUGCAUGUGUGACCAACACACUGUAAACAGUUUCUACCAUGGAGACCUUGUUCUAAAAAAAUAGAAAUCGUUUGUACCAUUUCCCACUUGACUUCGCGAUCCAACACCAAGGAGCAACUAUGAUUUUAUUGAUGAGGGUACCGUUUUGCAACAAAUAACACGCUAAACGAGCAAACGUUUCGUAAAUCCAAUUCAAUGCACGAGCACCCAGUCGUUUCAGCUAAGCUCGCUACGUUUGCACGUGCAUCCAUCCAGACUGGGUCUUGGUCACUUUGUCUUCGUCGAUGGUUGGCGUGGGUGUUUGUUAUUCGCCGCCUUGCUAGGAUACAAAGAGAUUUAGACAAACGGACUGGAUAUAUUAUUCUUUUUGUUCGGGGGAAUGCGAAAUCCGCUUAGCAAACUGUGUCUCAGUGUCCUUUCAAGGAUUAGUUUUUUCUUGUGAGCGUUGAAAUGUUGUCAAAAUGGUUCGUUCAUGAAUCUUUCGGCGAAUUCAGUUGACCAUAGAACCAUUCCAAACAACUUGUACAAAGGAAUCACCACCUAGUAAUGCUUUACCAUCCGGUAUGAGGAACAUAAACCAAUUCAAUUGCAAUGAAAUUCGCCCGUUUGUAAAGGUCAAAUUGAACAACACACACUGCACCACUGGUUGGAUGCAAGUCAUGCAGAAAACGAUAGGCAGCGCCCCCACCGCACAUGGAUGGAUAAACAUCAGAGCAAACAAUAAUCGAACAAACGCGGAUGUUCCAAAACCCAUCCCAUUACCGACCGCACACCACCACCUUUGGUGUUUGUGUUUGAUGAGCGCAGCCCAAUAGGCACGUUUAAUAGUCAGCCAUGGAUGAUGGAUAAUGUAUAUGCAGCAGGCUUCGGUAUACGUUCGAAGUAAUUAAAUGGCAAUUAAAAUUAUUAAAAUUAUCGCCGCUGGGUCGAACAGACGAGGUACGGUGUGCCAAGGUGGUAAACCGGGGUAAUUUUGCCAAUCAAAGUAUAAUACGGUCUUUCAAACAUUUAUUACGUCAGCUGACUAAUGCGCUAAAAGAAACGGCUAUGAAUAUUCGUUGUAUUUCAUAAGAGAGAUUUCGGUCAGCCAAAAUUUAUUUUUUUUUCCUGUUGAGGAAAAAAAGCAAAUAAGGUCAUGGAAUCAUGAAUCAUACACUAUGGAUUCAUGACCUUAGGUUAUAAGAAAAUAAGCAUGAAUCACGAUUAUAGUAUUUGUUAUUGAUGGUCUUGUUCAUGAUUCAUAUUUUGUUGAUGCAAAAUGAUAUUAUUAUAAAAAAUAAUCUCUGGUACCAUGAACAAAAUUCACGAAAACAUUUAUUCAUGGUUCUAGAGAUUGUUAGUUAUGAUUCAUUAUUCAUGAAAGUGAGUUAAUAAAACAAAAUAUAGACAUUAUAUGAACCGGGUAUUUUGGCCAGCAUUCAAAACUAAACUUAAAAAAACAAAACUGUUUUUUUUUUUAAGAUUUCUCACUAACUCAUCGCUUCAAAUUCAGAAAUUCGUCGAUCGCACGAUACCGCGUGACUGAGAUGUAAAAAGGUCUGACAGGCUUACUUUGCGUGAUGUUUUGUGGCAAAAUACGUUCUUAAUGACUAGUUUAAUGACUCGGAGUCAUGUUUAUAGUUCUCAGAGCCGUGAAUUCAUGACUCUGCGCUAUGGUUUCAUGAUUUAGCAUCAUGAUACAAUAACUAAGCGACUAGAAUGGCUCCAAAUAACGUUUUUUGCAAUAAAUAGUUUUUGUAAUGAAAAAGUUAUAAUUAUCAUGAUAUUAUGAAGCGUUAAGGUCAUGAAUCCGACAGCGUUUUUUUCUCGUGUGUCAUCAAAUUUGGUAAUAUUAAUUUAAGGUAUCAAUCGUUGAUUAUAUUUAUUGUGUGCUUCGUUCCCUGUAGUGUAGCGCGCGCUUUGUUUAUUUCUCCUCGUAGUUUUUUUGCUUGAAACUCAUCCACGAUAAAAAAAAACUCUCUUUUGAAAUGAAACGGAACCACGUAUAUGUUGGGGGCUUUUGAAGCUAGGUUAUGGUUCCAGAAAAGUUCUAUAUAUUUUAAAGAAACUUUGCAGAGCUGGGUGAAUUUGAGUUCUUGAGAGUUUCCAGAAGAAAAAACUGAUUACUCCAAAUUAAAAAAAAAAAGAAAUAAAUUUUUGGGAACCCCCCAGCUAAACAAAGUUUAUUUUCAGGUAUUUUUAGCAAUAUUCAUACAGAAGUUCCACGGAAAGUUCUACCAGAAGAUGCACUGGAAAUUUCUCUAGAAAACCACCCAGAAUACCUCCAGGAACACGGGGAACUCCAGGAGUUUUGCUUCUGGAAUUCUCGGUGGAACUUCAACAGGAAUUCUCGGUGGAUUUCCCAGAUGAUUAUUUUCCGACGGAAAUUGUAGAGGAAUGACUGGUGGAUGCUGGAAUUCGCGGUGGAGCACCUAGAGAAAUUUUCGUUGCAACUCCCGCAAGAAUUGAAUAAGGAAUAUCUGCUGGAAAUCUGAAAGAAAUUUUUGGUGGAGCUUAUGCAGGAACUCUCGGUGGAGCUCCUUGAUGAAUUCCCGAUGAAACGCCUAGAAAAAUCCCCACUUGAAUACCUACAGCAGUCCCAGUGGAGGUCCUGUGGGAAUUGCCAAUGGAACUCCUCGAGGAAUUUCUGAUGGAGCUUCUAGAGGUAGCUCCGUCGAAACUCCUAUAGUGAUCUACAGUAGAGCUCCUGCGGAUCCCCUACAGUGAUCCUCUCGGAAACCCCAGUGGUGGAGCUUCUAGAGGAAUUCCCGGUGGAAUUUCUGGAGGAUUUCUAGGUGGAUCUUUUUGAUGACUUUUCGGUGGUACUCCAAGAAAAAAAUCUUGGUGGAACUUCUAGAGAAAUUCCAGAUGGAACUGCAAAAGGAAUGUCCAGAGGAACUUCUUGAAGAAUUGCGAGUUGAGUGUCUGCUAUUUCGCAAUGUUACUCCUAUGUGAUUUCUCGAUAGAACUACUGUAAUAAUAUGCGGUGGAGCUCCUACAGGACUUCGCGGUAGAAUUUAUAGUUGAACUCCUAGAGAAGCUUUUGGUGGUUCUAAAGGAACUCACGGAGUUUCUCCCGGUGAAACUCUUAGAGAAAUUCUCGGUGGAACUCUUUCAAGAAUUUUCGGUUAAACUCAUAGAAUAAUUGCUGGUGGAUCAGCCACAGCAAUGCCGGUUGAACUCCUUGAGGAAUUCCUGAUGGAGCUUCUAGAUGAACUUUUUUUUAGAAACUAAAAGGAAGGUAUCGAUAUUUGAUAAAAAAAAAAAACACAUUAUUGGAAAUAUUAACUACAGAGUUGCAUGUGCAAUUAAAGUUCCCAUUCAUCUGCCGGGCACGUGCUUCAACAACGUUUUACGAGUAGGACAUUAUGAAAUGUUUUCUUUCGAAAUUUAAACAUUUCGAUCAAUUGAACAUUCACAGUUAUUUCUAACUAUUCCUCUUCUUCUUGGCGUAACACCCCAACUGGAACAAAGUCUGCCUCUCAUCUCACAGUUAUGAACUGAGAGCUUCCACUGUGAAUGACUAUUUUGCAUGUGUAGCGCAUAUAGUGUGACAGGUUUGAAGAAGAUAUUCUAUGCCCGCGUAAGUCAAGAAAAUUUUCAUUACAAAUAGGUCUUGGAUCUACCGGGAGUCGAACCCGUUACCCUGAGCUUGGUCUUGCUGAAUAUCCGCAUGACGUCAUUAGUAUUGGUGUAGCAGUAUGAAUCGCUGUUCCAUUGCUUUAGGUAGUACCUGUAUGACUUCCGUCAGCAGAAAAAGUUGGUUCAUGUGGUGUCACAUGUUGUCCCUGUACUAUCAACUUCAUUACCCAUCUUCCGUCGAAGCCUGCAUGUCCGUCCAUUCUCGCAGCUUUUGCCUGAACUCCAACCAACCACCAGAAUAUGACAAAUGACACCGUCGCAUUGGCUUCUCGUCCAAAUCGGAUGCCAUCGAGUUGGAACACCCUCGUACUUUUUUCUUCUUCUGGUGAUGCACCACACUGAAGGCCGAACGCCGAAGGGUUUUAAAGCCCAUCAGAGGACAGAGAUUGUGUACGAUAUUGGUCGUUGAAAACCUGGCAAUAAUGCUGCACCGUACUCUGCACGGCAUUGUCGUCACACAUUUUACGACAUCGUACGGUCAUCACCGGCGGAUACCGGCCGGAAAAUGAAUGACCGUUCAGUAGCAUUGCUUCAGUGCUUUCCAGUUACCUACAACAUAUGCGGAUCGUGGUAAAAAAGGAGUGAAGGAAUGGGGCUGUACCAUUGUGCAACAACUGUGAAUGAAUGGUGCUAACCUUUCUCAUACUGUGUUUAUGAGCUUUGGAAUGAUGGCAGUGCAAUAUUAUUCCUAUUAGGGAGUAUUAUGAUUGGGAGAGACGCAUCUGUACGGAAGCAAAGAGAAAACAUUCAGUUAACAUAAUCUAUGGAAAAUAAAACCGCACAAAGUGGUUAGUUUAUGGUGACAUGAAGUACGUAGAUGGAGUGUUUUAUUUUUCUGCUAGUAUUUUCUUUCCAUGAUUGCUUGUAGCUUUUUACUUAUUGUAAAGUUAUCUAUCUAGUCCAGAUAACUACAGUAUGUAAAUGUCUGAAAAAGCUGUGGUUUUCUUGAUUGUUGCCGUCUUCUUUUCAAAGAGUUCACAAGUAAGUGUCUACAAGAGCAGAAGAAAAUAUCAACAGCAUAAUAAAAUAUGUUAUUUUGGUUUCAUAACUGAAUAAAGGAAUCAGGAAUUUUUAUGUUAUGAGCAUAACUUAUUUUGUAAUAAACUUGUCUGUCAUAAGCGGCAAAAUAACAAAUAUCAUAACAAAAAAAUGUUCCUGGAAGACUAAUACAAUAACAUGUUUUGUUAGAUCAAUUACAAUUUAAUAACAGAAAAUUUGUGAACUUGUUAUUGUUGUGUUAUUGUUUAUCACAUAUUUGUACAUUCUCUAUAGUAGAAUAAUAGCUAAACUUGUUCUACAACAAAACAUAUUAUUGAAAUGUUAUCUUGUUGAUGUAUCCCAAAAAACUUGAACAUCAAAAUAAGAUAGCCCAACAAAACAUGUUAUUAAAAAGAUACAUUUUAAUAAGUUAAUAAUAACAAAUCAUGAUAUAAAAACAGGGGUCUCCAGUUAGCCUAGUGGUUAACCCAAGUAACACCGAAAACAUAAUCCAAAAAAGCAAAAUAUUUACUUUGUCCUACAGCAGUUGUUAUAAAGUUUCUCGAAACAUAUUAUGUCAUGGAUAUGUCGUUUUCAUGAUACUCAAAACUUAUACACAGUGAUCUUCUAUUUAAAAGUCUUAUUAAAGAAUGUAUUUUGUUUUCUCAAACAAACAUUGCAUGUUGUUUUCGAUUUUGUUGGGUAUGUUCUAUUUAAGUACACUUUGUUUGUUACCAUACAUGCUCAGUAUGUUUUAUAUGUCAUAUUAAAGUAACAUUUGCAGUUUCUUGUUUAAGACUUGUUUUCAAUCAUGUUUAGACAAAACAUAGUAUGUUUCGUAUGUUUAUAAUUAGUCGAAUUUUGGUUUUCUGCAGUAUGAUAGAAAACAUGUGUAACAUAAACCUAAUUCAUUUUUUUGAACAGGGACAUGUUACACUGCCGAUUAUAGAAAUGUAGAAUCAAUUUUUAUUUCCUACGCAAAAAAAUAUACUCCUAACAGAAUCUUAGGUAUGAAUACCUAUAAAAAAGGACAGGAAUAUAUGUUACCACAACAUAUGUAUAUGAUUAUCUAUAGGGGCCGAUUUUACCGAGCAUAAUGCUCUUUCAGCCGCUUCAAUGUAUAAACUGUGAUAAUUAUUUGAUACUUGAAAUUUAUUGUCUUAUCAAAUCGUGACAGAUAUCAAACCGUUCAAAUACCAAACCAAACAUGAGAACCAACAACAACCACAACAAAAUUAUUCACAAAAACAAUAUCAAGCCAAUUUUGAAUCAUAUCUCAAAACAUGUAUAAUGCCAUGUCACAGACUGCCAUUAAAUUGUAUUUCUAAAUUAUUAAAUACUAGCUGUCCCGGCAAACUUUGUCUUGCCAAGCUGUGGUGGUUUGACAGCUGUUGAGGUCAUCGCAGCAACGCACUCUAGAUUGAUUUAAUUUUGAUCACGCUGAAUUUGUUCCCCGCUCAUGAAAAAUCCGUAUUUUUACAAUUUUCAUACUUUUUUAAAUGAUUUUCGUAACUUUUUGGACAUAUAAACACAACCACCACGAAUACGAAUCGAACCAUGCAAGAGUCAUGCUGAUCGGUCCACCCGUUCUUGAGUUUUGUUGCCUCAAAGGAACUUCAAACUCAUUUUUAUAUAUAUAGAUUUAUCAAAUAUUCUAUUAUGUUUCAAUAAUUUGUGAUAUGUAUGUACACUACCCGUCAUAAGUACGGACUCACAAAAAGUAUUGCAACAAUAUUGCAUCACCCUGACUCACCUCGAUAUCUCUAAAACCAGAACACCUACAUAAAUGCCGCCUUCAGAAAAGUUGUUGCUUUUGGUCUUCUGAAUAACUUUCCUGAAGACAGCAUCUUUGUAAGUCCUCAGGUUUUGGAGAUAUCGAGGUGAGUCAGGGUGAUGCAAUAUUGUUGCAAUACUUUUCGUGAGUCCGUACUUAUGACGGGUAGUGUAUAAACUUGACAAAUUCUUGAGAAAAAUAAAGUAUGGUUGAGUUUUUGUGUUAAAAUAAGAUGAAUACUAUUUAUUUAUUUUGAUGUAAAAUUCAUCAAAAAUACUGAUUUAUAAGGCGCAUUAAUUUUAUCGGGGUACAAUAGUCUAUUUCACCGUAAAAAAUGAUUGGCAUUAAAAUUUAUGACCACAGUAUGGUAAUUAGGCGUUAAAGUGGAUUGGUAGAAUUAUUGAUGCAUGUCGAUUCUCGCAGAGUUGUCGAUUAUUAAUAUUGACAUUUUCAAACUUAAUUAUUUACAGUAUUAAAACAUCCUGACUGCCAAGGCACUGUUUUCUAGAAUUUGUUGAAAAUAUAUAAUGGAAAUGAAUAUGACAUCACAAAGAUGUUGCGCAGGCUCCACCUUCUGCGCUUUUUCAGUCGUAUAUCAGUCUGCAAAUCGGUUUUAUUGCUUCAAACCAAAACUUUGUAACUGGUCAUAUUGGAGUCGAAAUAAUUUCUAUAAGACAUGUUGUGUUACUUGGGAAGGCUAUGGAUCGCCAAUCCGGAGACGGCGGGUUCGAUUCCCGUUCCAGUCGGGAAAAUUUUCUCCACUCCCUGGGCAUAGUGUGUCAUUGUGCUUGCCUCACAAUGUACAAAUUCAUGCAAUGGCAGGCAAAGAAAGCCCUUCAAUUAAUAACUGUGGAAGUGCUCAAAGAACGCUAAGUUGAAGCGAGGCAGGCCAACUCCCAGUGGGGACGUAGUGCCAUAAAGAAGAAGAAGAAAAAGAAGAAGAAGAAGAAGAAGAAGAAGAAGAAGAAGGAAAGAAGAAGAAGAAGAAGAAGAAGAAGAAGAAGAAGAAGAAGAAGAAGAAGAAGAAGAAGAAGAAGAAGAAGAAGAAGAAGAAGAAGAUAUAAAAACAGGCUAUGUGACUCUGUUGUUAUCAAUUUGAUAUUCUCCUCUGCUCGGGUAACCAUAGAAUUCUUCUACAUCCACAUUCAAGAAUUCAAGCACGCUAGUUCCCAUCAUUGCUCCGAUCCCAUAGAAACGGCACGUGCUCGACCCACACCACAGACUCGCCGACUUGCAUCCUGAGGGUGGUUUUGCUUUAAAGUUUUCACCCAACCUAACGAGAGGAUGCUGCACCCUGAGAGGAGAGCAUAUUAUCACAUUUUCCGGUAUAUAGGAACUUCAAGUGCACUGCAAGAGUAAAACACCCAUAAAUCAAUCUCUUCGGGCCGUGGUCCAUCGUGCACCCGCCCAUCAACCUCGCCUCUGCCCGAAAGCAGAGUUUAUAAUGCCGAUCGCUCGAUAGUUUUCCAAUAAGCGAUAAUUUGUUCGGCGGGUAGCCGGUUGGAUUACUUACUGCACGCCUUCGGUUUCUUGGUAUGUUCCAUUCCGCUGUCGUCGGUGGGUCUCAUCGUCGUCGUCGUCGAGGUGGCGAAGAAAGACACAGUCAGCAGCAGCAGCAGCAGAAACAACAACGAAGGAGGUGAAUGACCACACCACGAGACAGUAAAUUGAAAAACCAGAUCCAAGUCUCGGUUACAGCGGGGGCUUUACAUGGCGUAAUGAUAGGAAGAUUUAAUACUAGCCUGCGUACAGUUGCUCCUUUGUUGACAGUUCGCAUCUUUGUUGAUCGUCAAGCUUCAUUAACGGUGAUGUAAUUAGAAACUUUGAUGGUACUAUUGGUGUUGUGAGAUAACGCGUGUUUUUCCCUUAAAAUCUGUCAGUACCUACUCCUCGUCGAAGCGAUCGUUCCAUUAAAAACCAUUAAUUAUACCUCAGCAAUCCUGUAGAGGGCUUUGCCAUGCAAUGCUGUUUUGGGAUUCUGCGCGUACGCAGUGAAGACAUGCAGUUGCUUCAGUCAAUCCAUGUCGUACCUAGGCGGCCGUCGGUACCGUACGAUAACGAAGAGUUUUGGGAGCAGUUCGACAAUCACCAGGUGUGAUCAGAACCGGAGACAGCGCCACGGUGGAGGUGGAGCCUGACGUUGAUUAUAACGGAGAAGUGCUGUUAAUCAAUCAGAACGAGCACGAUUUGUGGUUCAGUCUGCUGAGGUGAUCUUCAGAUAUAACGAUACGAAAGGUUGUAGUGAAAGAAGUUGAGUAUGUAUUCGAAUGCACAAUCUCUGGAAGUUAAACAACUUUCUCGACUACGAAGCAGUUUGAGUCGAACGGUCAAGCCUCUUUCAAUUGAUUGAUAACAUUGCAUUUUUUGCAAGUAAUAUCGUCCACGAUGGAAGGCGACUAUUCGCCGCUGACAGUGACGAAGACAAUCUUUUGAGUGUAUAUACUAGAUAUGUACCUGUGUAUUUCUUGUUACAUCUAAACCAGACUCAGUCAAUGGCCGUUAAUUUUGUUAUCACGUAGCAAAUCACAGGUACACGCCCGUUGAAACGUACUCAUGUUUAUCAUUCCUAUCUACACGUCAAGGGCAACCUUGAGUCGUGCGUCGUGAUUAGCUUUCGUCAAGAUGUAGGUAUAUUUGAUUGGAUUGCAUCCCGAAAUAUCGACGGUUACAACAAGAAGGAAUGAAGAUCUGCACAGUUCCCCCCUUUAACCCACAUCACGCGGUGCUACAUAAUUGAUAUGGGUUCGCGGCGAUGAUAAACGGAUCGAUGACAUUUGUUGUUCCUCCUGCUUCGCAGUGUGCAUCUAUCAAUCGAUGAUGUCAACAGCUGUAGCUCUCGUUCCGACAAAGGUCGUGUUCAAUUAUUCACGUCUCUUGGGGAACGACGACUGUGUGGAGGCGAUCACUUUCGUCGUAUGGUAUUGUUACACACAGUCGUGGUGGAAAUUGAAGGAAUCAAACACUUCCUGGCAGAAGGCACUUGCCGUACAAAUGGUGGAAGCAUUUGAGAGCAAACAGAGAACUUGGUCGUACAUCCUUCGAGGCAACACAUUGAGGUUAUUUGAUGCUGAACACACAUGUCCUAGAGGAAUAGGAGGACCUACACACUAAACACUGUUAGCAGAUGUUUUGCUGUAUUCUGCUGAGUUGCUAAGUUCUGGUGGAAUAAAUGGAUGAAUAUAAGAACACAUGACUUAAGUACUGUGAAAUUUUUGAUACAUAGUUUAGAAUAUGUUAUACUAAAAUUUUAGGCUAGUUCAGAAAAAAAAAUGCUAAUAAGAGAAGAAGGUAGAAUUUAUUAAUAGAUUGUUAUAAAUGAUAAUCUGAUUAGAAUCUAGUUGAUUCGUUCCAAAAAGUUUGAAUUGUAACGUGCGAAUGCCAUUUGCUAAUUGCAAAGUACGUUUGCCGCUAAAGUUUACCGAAGUGCACUGUGAUUAUGAUUGACACAUAAAUUGUCAAUCAAUUGCAUCUGUGCUACAAUAACUUGCCAAUGUUAUAAAUAGGUGCAUUUGCAACAGCAACAAGUAGAUGAUCAGAACUUAGAUGCUCUGGAUUUUACGUAUGUUUGUCUGUGAUGGUCAGAUGGUAGCGCGAUUGUAUGUAUUAGAUAGGAACAAGUCUAUCGAAGAAGGAUGUAUGAAAUAAUGGUGAGGAUCGAAGAGGAACAUCUGCUUCGCGUACCAAAUGAAAGGAGCUCGUUCGCGCAAGAAUGAAAGAUGUUUUCCAACACAGACUUAAAGUUAUCGCUUGCAGGCAUGUUGUUUCUCGAUUCUGAAUGAAUAAGUUAACAUGCGGAACUGGCGCUGUUGUAGAGGUAGAGGUAAAGUAACCACAGAGCGUGCCGAUGUGCGUGGUCGCAGGGAUAAGAUGCGAAUGUUUGUUCCAGUUGGAAUUGUAUGUUGUUGAUGAAUAGGGAAAUGCAAUUCGAAUUAUGUUUUGGUUUGAGGAAAUAUUACAAUUUAGAAACGGGAAAACAUUAUUCAGCGCGAUUACAUUGAUCGAAGUGAUCCUCUUCAUGAAAAGUCCGAACAGUUUUUGCCCUUAAAUGGUGUUUCGUAAUCUGCAAACGAAAUAGGGUGACGAAGGGUAUUAUCGGCAGGUUUGUUCUCUUCGUCAUGGGGGGUUUUUGUGGGCCGAAUUGCCUGAAAUUUGGUUAUAUAACUCAGCUUAAUUGGGAAGGAUUUGAGGCCAAUUCUGAGACCAAAAGGUUUCAAAAAACCCCCCAUGACGAAGAGAACAAAACUGCCGAGAAUACGUAAGUUCCCCUAUAUAAAUUCGUAAAAAUACAGUUAAACGUGUAACAUUUUUAAGCAUCUUAGCAAAGAAUGAAGGCUAAAAAUCUCCGUUUUUUUAUUUAUGGCGCAGCUAUUCAGUGCUCUGAGUAUUUUCACAGUUAUUAAGUGAGAGCUUCCUCUGCCAAUGAUCCUUUUGUAUUUGUAUGCUGUGUGGCAGAGAAGAAGAUCCAAGGUGAAACUGAACUGAUUAUUGUUGUAUUAUUUUGACUAGCUUCCAAAGUCUUUGAAUGUACCUUGUUCAUUUCUUAUACGUUUUCUUUGACGUUGGGGAUAUCUUUAACUAUGGUGUAUCACAGAAAAGGCGAAAAGACUACGGUCGCGCGCUUCUUUCCUUUCUUUUUAGCGCUUUAUCGCUAAAAAGAAAGGAAAGAAGCACUUCUUUGUCCUCAUAAUCUUUCCUAUGGACAGGAACAUGCUUAGAAAUGAUCAGUAAAAUCAUCGGUAUAUUUUUGAUAGGAUCCUUUACACAUUCCUUCCUUCAGUCUUCACGAACUUCAAGGCUUAGAACUUGUCUCAAUUUGCCUUGGUUCUUUCCAGAAAUGAUGGCUAUGAAUCAAUUUGCACGUUGUUAUUUAAUUAUUUUUCAUAUAUUAUGUGAAAUCAUGUAAUUUGCUUAUUCAAAUGCAUAAGCCAAAUCAGAAGCAGGCUAGAGUUCGUUUUGCACCAAGAGCAGCGGCCAGGGAUUGUCGGAAUGCAGUGAAUGUGUUCAAUGACUCCUUUUCUUCAAGGAUAUCCAAGAACUCCCUCGAAUCCUUUAUGAAACCCCCUGAAACACCCCUGAAGCGCUACUGAAACCCUUUAAAACGACUUGAAACGCAUCGAAACGCCGAAGACUCUGAGGGUGCCGUUAUAGUUACGCGUAAGAGUGAGAGUGCGCGUGUGCGAAGCCGCAAAAAAUAAUAUCAACAACAGCAAAUCCACGAAAAUCCUUUGGACGCGCACUCCCACUCUCACUUUGAAGCGGUACUAUGGCAUCGCCGUGAUGGGGGGAGGGGGUGGUUUGACCAAAGUCUAUGGUCUAUACAAAUUGCUAAUAUUGAGUCUACGUAGUUUAUGGCCAGCGCUUUAGAAGUUCCUCUAAAUUCCUCCCGGCGCAGUUCGCUUGAUUGCAUAACUCUUAGGCGUUAUCUAAUAGAUUGACACUACUGUGCUGUGAAAGUUUCAUAGAAUAUGGAAUCGGCCUAUUCCAACCACUUUCUGAUUCUAGCGAUGGCUAGACAACAAGCAUACGAAUAUACAUGAGUUGUAUAUUUAGAGAGAAAGAAGAAAUAUACCAAGUAGGAGAAAAGGGAUGGAUCAGGUAUUGAACUCAGGAUCUUAUGCAUGCGAAUCAGAAGCGGUAGCCACUAGACCAAUAACCUUCAGAAAUCUCUCUAAAAUACCAAGAAAUUCACCUGAAAUCCUCCAAAGCCUCCUCAAAACCAGUAUCUGAAAAGCCCUCAGACGCAUCUAAAACCUCCUGAAACCUCUCACAAUCUCCGGAAACCCCUCUGAAAUUCUCUAAAAUGUCUUGAAACACCCUGGAAACUUCCCUGAACCAUCCCUUGUACAUACCGAAAGCCUGUGAAGCUCCCUGCAAUACUUUGAAACCCACUGAAUCUUCUGAAAGGCCCUGAACUUCGAGAAACCUACGGAAACGUUCAAAAGGUCUUCUUAAAACUUGUGAAACUCCCCUGAAACGUCUCUAAAAGCUCACCUGAAAAUCUUUAAAGUGCUCUGGAACUCCCAGAAAAUCCCCUUGAAGCCUUCUGAAGUCCAUAUCUUCUUCUUCUUCUUCUUUCUGGUGUAACGUCCCCACUGGAACAAAGCCUGCUUCUCAGUACUGAGCAGUGAAGAGAAUUGUCAGACAAAAGAGGCACAAAACAAGCAACAAAGAAGGUGCGACGAUUACUCUUUAUCCCUACUGGUAACAGAUAAUGACAUGAUCUCGAAAUUUUUUGUUGCAGACAAAACGAAAGCUGAAUUUGUUGCGUACUUUUCAACUCGUGAAUAAUCAAUUAUUGCUAACCCAAAGUCGAAACUGUUUGAUGAUAUAGCUUCACCAGAGUUGCAGUGUUUACCGACUAAAAGUUACCGUUCGAAAAUCGCAAUGCAAGGCUCACAAAUCACUAAACUCGUGGUGUACGAUGUUAAUCCCAUUAUUUUCAAAUUGGGACAAACUUAUGUCGCAUGGGUUUGUUUGUCGCAACAAAUACAGGUUGAGACAUUGUCAUUAUUGUUGCGCGAUGGUUGAAUUUUGAUUCACUGGCACUGAGAGCUUCAUCUGUCAAUGAUUAUUUUGUAUGUGAAUAUCGUGAGAAACGAUGUCAAAGUGUAACGACCUUCUUACAAUUGCUAUAGGAUUCCUCAGGAAUCCCUAAAAAAAUAAAACGAUACAACAAACAGCAUGUUGCAGAGCCAUCUCUCAAGAAAAAGAGGAAUUGCGACACUCGCGUGACGUAGUCUAUGGCCCACACAAACUCUCUCCCACGAUCCAUAUCCAGAGAGGAAAACGAAAUGUAUAGUCGCGUGCAUGCGGAGUGAGAUGGCUCACGCCCCCCAGCAAUACGGGUUGCAUUGGGGAUCGCGGCCCAGACUAUGAGGGAAAAUGCGAAGAAGAAUCGUUGGAUCGGGUUACGCGGCAGAGAUUGAUAGGCCAAUAUACUUCUGCCUUGCAGAUAUAUUGGCAAAGCGAACAACCGAAACACAAUAGAUGUUUACGCGAUUUGCAAAUUUCUAUUGUUGGGCCUCAACUAGGCAAGUAAAUGGGAAUGCCACCAAUCAGUUUAGCGAAGCCAAGCUAGUUAGACGCAAAGUUGAUGGUGAAAUAGCUCAAAAAGUUGUUAGAAAGCCAGAUUGUUACCCAGUGCGUGAUAGUCAGAUUGAAGGUGAGAUCAAAACCCAUAUCUAUUAGAACUGAAAUAUGAUAGUAAAAUGAACAGAUUUCAGAUUCCGUUGAAAAUAUUGUGCUAGAUACGACUGUAGAUCGUGAAUACAUACGAUUCCAAAAAAAAAAAGCAUAGGUAAGCAAGAUUAUAUUGCCUAGAAACAAUUAGGAUCGAUAAUAAUUUCGUUGGGGGGUUAGUCUCCCUUCAACGAAGGGUUUUUAUUCUGGGUUCUGAAAACCCUACCCUAUAGGGCCUAAGCGCGCAUCGCCGCCCUCUCUACGCGUAACGGUGCUCAUCAUUUCCGGCGAAACCAGUGAGACGAUACUCCCCCGUGCGGCUGGAGAACUCCUCAACUCUCCCUGCGACCCACCGCGAGCGACGCCGAGCCGUUGCCUACCGUGAUCCAGGCGGUCACUCUCCUUCGACCCGAUUUGAGCAUCCACAUCACGCGGUACGCGUAGCCCCGCAGCUCGCCUCAUUGGUGAGAACAGUGCAGCUCUCUCUCUCUGAGCCCUACCGUCAGGCGACGCGCAAGCCCCUGCCUCUCGCGAUCGGUGCCUAUCGGUCGAACAGGCGGCUCCAAUAUUACCACAGUGGGAGCUCGCAGCGUAAGCAGUAACACCCAACAGUAAAGAGUGAGCCCCGAGUGAAACGCGAUCUCUCAAUCACGCCGCCAGGCAGAUCUCCUGCUCUUUGAUCGGUGCAACAGCAAGUUGCCGCAAUACAAGACCCGUAUACGCCUCACCGAGUAUCUGCGUCUCUCGCCGGCUGCAGUUGCAGGUCGCGCGACACCUGUAGGAGCAACACGACGAUUGGGCCCCAACGACAGAACAUAGUUUGUUCUACGAAACUGUAAGUUCGUUCUUUUUUUACCUUUGAGCUCAAAGUAGGUCUAGUAGGUAGUAUUCUAGAUUGUACAAUUGUAAAUAUACUUUAUCCGAUCGGAGGUCCAAAAUACACCGCUAACUUUGCUGAAUUGGUUGUAGCCUUCCUAUUAGUUUUUUUUCUUUUUUAAUUUUAUUCGGUGAUCCUUUUUCGAUUUCUUAUUUCGUUGGAGCUUCCGUUUGGGUUGUCGGAGAAACAGUGUGUUUGAGCCACUUUUUACAACUCGCCCGUGACAGAGUCUCAAGCCGGACCUUAAAAAGCGUCAGCAGUCUCUCUAACCCGAGAGUGGCGCUAAAGCUGCUGACGUUGUGUGCAAUAGAACCGUUACAUUUGGCGCCCAACGUGGGGCCCUGAGAAUUUUGGGCAAUUUAGUAAUUUUUCGAAUUUCGUUAGUUUCAGUAAAUCGGUUAAUUUUGAGUUUUUGUUAGGUUGACUAUUGGAUUUGGUUUAGUUUUAAGUUGGAUUUGGUUUUCUUUAGGUUUAUACAUUGAAUUCGUUAAAUUUCCUUUAUAGAAUAAGAAUAAGUUUAUUGUACUGUUCCUCUAUAGAUAUAAGUCUUCUUUUUUCUUCGUUUCUUUUUUUUUUUCUUUCUCAAAGUGACUAUUAUUACAUUGACUUUUUUAUUCAGCCAUUGAAUUAACAAGUGAAUUUGAAAAGUUGUACUUAAAAAUGGAUGAACAUACAGUAGGGGAGACGACCUCUAAUUCUCAGAGGACAUUGGUGACCCCGCCGAUAUGGGAGGCCGAUUUUUCCCGGGAACGUAGAGCUGGGAAUCAAGGUGAAACUGUCCAGUAUCGUGGACAACGCCUUGCUUGGGCUGACCAGGUGGUCCAAAAUUACUCUUUGGAUAGUCGUCUGCCAGCAUCGAACAAUUUGCAAUCCGAAUUGGAUCGCGCCUCGAGAAUGAACUUAUCCGCAGAUGGAUUUCAACUGCCAUCUCGAGUUUACCCUACGGCUACUUCGCAGGAAACUCCCGGUAGCACUUGGCUUCGUGCUCCGCCGAAUAUCUCUCAAUUUUCGGAACCAGUAGCGAGUGCAACUCAAUAUAGUACUGCGAAUCUGGCAAAUAUCAGAGAUCUCUCUUUUGGCCUGCCAACGGUAGGCACGUCAACGGCGAAUUUGCUUCCAGAGUUGGUGUCGACCUCUGUUGAAGGUGAUAUGAGACCAUUGUUAAACUCCACUGUCCAACCUAAUCUGUCGACUAAUGGUGCAGCCUGGACAUCGGCCCCGAUUAGCUCAGAAGCAAUGGUGAAUUCCGCCUAUAUGAUUACUGAAAAUCAGCAUCGUUCUUCCCAAACGUUGAAUCCAUUCCUUUCGGAUCCCGGUAGUACUUGUCCGGGGGCCUCCGGAAAUUUGAACCGCUCAAGCCGAAGCGUUCUCACACUUGAACAAGAGGCACAGACUCCUAAUCCACCUGCAAAUGAGGCACCAAUGGCAAAUAAUUUCGUACAUGUGUCAGAAAUUCAAAACUAUGUUGAGACUUACGUGCGUCAACUGUUGACGAAUCAAGCAGGUCGUCCAAUCGUCCAUGACACCUCAAUCAACCGUCUCACUCAGCAGAUGGGAGGAGUUGGAAUACACGAUGUGGACAUUUCGCAGAUGUCCCAUCCGUCUUCGGUACCUCAAGCCCGACCUGGACUUUCUCCACCUCUACAGAUGCGUUCUGCUGGGACAUCUGAAAGAGUACUGGAAAACAGAGAAGAUCUGAUGAACGAUACGCCUCAAGUAUUCAGACAGGUUUUGCGUAACUCUUUUCCGAGUUUCCAGAACCCGGUGUAUCCUGGAAGGCCAACGGCUCUCCACGAACAGGGCCAACGCCAUGAACCCACCGUUCGGGAAAAUUAUUCACCAAACCCGUCGCCUAAUUCAUCCCUACGGGGAAGUGCAGUUCCACACCAGGGUCAAAGAGGAAGGUUGCCGCAUCAAACAUGCAACAUCUUGGAGAAGUGGCCAAAGUUCGCAGGUGAUGCAAGUCCGAUUCCGGUUGUAGAUUUUCUACGCCAGAUCGAACUUCUGUGUCGCUCCUAUCAAAUCACAAAAGAAGAGUUGAGAACGCACGCGCACCUAUUAUUCAAGGAGGAUGCCUACAUUUGGUAUACCGCCUAUGAACCGAAAUUUGACAGUUGGGACACCUUGUUAUCUUACCUUCGAAUGCGUUAUGACAAUCCCAACCGUGAUCGAUUCAUUAAGGAGGAACUACGUAACAGAAAACAGAGACCAAACGAGCUCUUUAGUGCCUUCCUCACGGACAUAGAAACCCUUUGUCAGAGACUGAUGAAAAAGCUCUCUCGCGACGAAAAAUUCGACAUUGUCAUAGAAAAUAUGAAAAUGUCGUACAAACGACGUUUAGCCCUUGAAAAAAUUGACUCUUUGGACCAUUUGGCUCAACUUUGCUAUAAAUUUGACGCGCUCGAAGGAAACCUAUACCAUCCUCGAGGCCCUAAUAGACCUCCUGUGGUCAAUGAAAUUGAUUAUGAUGAAGGUGAGGUUGAAUUUCAUGAAAAGGAAGACGACGAGUGGGAAGUAGCUGCUGUUCAAGCUCGUCGAGGACCAUUGGAUCGUUCAAGAGAGCAGUCAUCUCGCAAACCUGAGGGAACCGAGCGACCCAACCCUUUAUGUUGGAAUUGUAGAAAAGUGGGACACUUGUGGAGGGAAUGCGACAAAAAGAAAGCUAUUUUCUGUCACAUGUGUGGACAUCCAGAAACCACAGCGUUUCGAUGCCCACAGCAACAUGACAUUCGCCCAGCUUUCGAAGCUCGAUCAAAAAACGAGUAG
Molecule: messenger RNA, 34236 nt
Organism: Aedes albopictus (Asian tiger mosquito)
Lineage: Eukaryota; Metazoa; Arthropoda; Insecta; Diptera; Culicidae
Exons: 2
Coding region: 32131-34236 (701 amino acids)
Molecular function (GO): nucleic acid binding; zinc ion binding
Source: RefSeq, a predicted model, not a curated record